Molecule: messenger RNA, 2853 nt
Organism: Lachnellula hyalina
Lineage: Eukaryota; Fungi; Ascomycota; Leotiomycetes; Helotiales; Lachnaceae
Gene: PMT1
Product: Dolichyl-phosphate-mannose--protein mannosyltransferase
Exons: 5
Coding region: 1-2853 (950 amino acids)
Biological process (GO): protein O-linked glycosylation via mannose
Cellular component (GO): membrane; endoplasmic reticulum
Molecular function (GO): dolichyl-phosphate-mannose-protein mannosyltransferase activity
Source: RefSeq, a predicted model, not a curated record
AUGGCGAAACCUUCGAAAUCUGCCAAUUCGGCCGUGGGAAAGAUUCCACGAAGCCCGUCGGCACAGAAAAUUGUGAAGAAGUCGGACGAUUACACCUCGGAAGGUGUGAAGGACCAUGAUAUCUUCCUUUUACCUGGCUCCGACUAUCAGGUCAUGCUGGUGGUCACGGUGUUGGCUGCUAUUGUGAGGCUAUUCAGAAUAUACCAGCCAAGCAGUGUAGUGUUCGAUGAAGUCCACUUCGGAGGAUUCGCAUCGAAAUACAUCAAAGGCAAAUUCUUCAUGGACGUCCACCCUCCCCUCGCAAAACUACUCCUCACAUUAGCUGGAUGGUUAGCUGGAUUUGAUGGAGAAUUUGAUUUUAAAGAUAUAGGAAAGGACUACUUGGAGCCUGGUGUCCCAUAUGUGGCCAUGAGAUUGCUCCCAGCUAUCUGCGGUAUUCUUUUGGUUCCUACCAUGUUCUUGACUUUGAAGGCUGCUGGAUGCAGAACUGUCACUGCAGCUCUGGGAUCGUGUCUGAUUGUCUUUGAAAAUGGUCUCCUUACCCAGGCACGCUUGAUCCUCCUCGACUCCCCCCUCAUGAUCAUGACCGCUUUCACAGCAUUGGCAUUCACCUCUUUCACGAACCAACAUGAACAAGGCCCCUCCAAGGCUUUCGAGCCAACCUGGUGGUUUUGGCUUGCAAUGACUGGUCUUGGAUUGGGUGCAACUGCCAGCGUUAAAUGGGUUGGACUUUUCACAAUCGCCUGGGUUGGAAGCUUGACUGUUCUCCAGUUGUGGGUUCUACUUGGAGACUAUAAAACAGUUACUCCUCGUAAAUUUGCCAAGCAUCUCGUGGCAAGGAUAUUCUGCCUCAUUGUGAUCCCAGUAACAUUCUACAUGGCAAUGUUCGGGAUCCAUUUCCUCUGCUUGGUUAACCCCGGUGAUGGAGAUGGAUUCAUGAGCUCCGAGUUCCAGGCUACUCUCAACUCCAAGUCUAUGCAGGAUGUUCCUGUCGAUGUUGGAUUCGGUAGCCGAGUCAGUAUCAGACAUCACGCAACCCAAGGAGGAUACCUGCACUCGCACAACCUCAUGUACCCAACCGGUAGCAAGCAGCAGCAGAUCACUCUCUACCCCCACAAGGAUGAGAACAACGUUUGGCUCCUCGAGAACCAGACUCAGCCGCUUGAUAUCACUGGACAGCCCAUCAACGGUUCUGAUGCAUGGGAUACUCAGAACCCUCCAACCUUCAUCAAAGAUGGUGACACUCUCAAGCUGUACCACUUCCAAACCCACCGCCGCCUCCAUUCUCACGAUGUCCGCCCACCUGUUACCGAGGCCGAAUGGCAAAAUGAAGUAUCUGCAUAUGGGUAUGAAGGCUUCGAGGGUGAUGCUAAUGACUUCUUCAGAGUUGAGAUCAUCAAGAAGAUGUCCGACGGAGAGGAGGCCAAAAACCGCCUUCGAACUAUCCAGACCAAGUUCAGGCUUGUGCAUGUGAUGACUGGUUGUGUUUUGUUCUCACACAAGGUCAAACUACCUGACUGGGCUUCAGAACAGCAAGAAGUUACGUGCGCAAAGCAAGGUACCCUUCCAAAUAGCGUUUGGUACAUCGAACAAAACGAACACCCUCAACUUGGUGAAGACGCCGAGAAGGUUAAUUACAGAGACCCGGGUUUCUUUGGUAAAUUCUGGGAAUUGCAGAAGGUCAUGUGGCAAACGAAUGCUGGACUCGUCGAAUCUCACGCUUGGGACUCUCGCCCACCAUCCUGGCCUAUUCUUCAGCGUGGUAUCAACUUCUGGGGCAAGGACAACCGCCAGAUUUACCUCCUUGGUAACCCUAUCAUUUGGUGGAGCUCUACCCUAGCAGUUGCAAUCUUCGUUGUCUUCAAGGGUCUCGCAGUUCUGAGAUGGCAGAGAGGAUUCAAGGACUACGACAACUCGAUCUUCAAGCGCUUCGAUUACGAAGUCGGUACUAUGGUUCUCGGAUGGGCGUUCCAUUACUUCCCAUUUUACCUGAUGCAACGUCAACUCUUCCUCCAUCACUACUUCCCAGCUCUUUACUUUGCCAUCAUCACCCUUUGCCAGAUAUACGACUACAUUGUGGCUCGUAUUCCAGGUGUUGGUCUUCGCGAAAACCCAAUUAUUGGACGUCUCGGAGCUCUCAUCUUCUUGUCGUUGAGUGUUGUUGCAUUUGGUCUCUACUCUCCUCUAGCAUAUGGCAACCCAUGGACGCAGUCUGCCUGCAACGCAGUGAAGCUCUUCGACUCAUGGGACUUCGACUGCAACACCUUCCUCACAGAUUACUCCCAAUACUCCUCCCAAUCCAUCAAUGUAAACGACAACGUCCACAAGACCGAAAAUCCUCUGGUCCCUACUGAGGCAGCCCAAAUCCCCCAGUUCGGCGACGGCUUUCGACAGCCCCUCGUCGAACAACCACAAGACAUCUCUGAAGCCCCAGCCAUGGUAUCCCCACCCCCUGAACAACCACCACCACCAGGACAAAGCGUGCUCUCCCGUGAAGAAAAAGUAGAGUACAGAGACCAAGAUGGUAACCUACUCGAUGAAGAACAAGUCAAGUCGCUCGAGGGCAAAGUGAGCUUCAAAACCCGCUACGAGACACGCACACGCAUGGUCGACGCAGCUGGUAACGAAAUCAGCCCUGAACAAGCUGAAGCUGCCGGUGUAGCGCCGCCGCACCCGGAUGUCGAUGGACCAGAUUCUUCGACAGCGGGCAAACCGGAACCAGAUAGCCAGGAUGGGCCGAAUGCGCAGAGGGAGGUGAAGGCGGAUGAGAGCAAGGAGGAGAGUGUAGCGAAGUCCGAGACUGGCGCGGCCAAGCCGGCGAGUGAGGGGAAUGAGGCUACGGGUGCUGCAUAG